AUGUCGCGCCGGUCAUUCGCUGCUUCGGAUUCGUCUCAAGUGCGAGCCUUCGGCGACUUCCAGUCGCGCGGCCCCCAUACCUUACAGCCUGAGGUAUUUGGAUCUGAGUUUUACGCCAAACAUUCCACCACCAAGGGCCUUCGGGGGCUCCAGCAGCGGGCCAAGGUCGAUGGAUGCUCGACCACCAUCGACGCUACUGGCCAACCAUCGCUCGUUGGGAAGUUCGCUAUCUUCGUGGUCUGCGCGUUCUUUGUACUAUGGAUAGUACGAUGUGCCGCUGAGAUCAUCUUCACUCUUGUUCCCUUUGCCGGCCUGGUAUGGUUAGUGUUCGGUGGGUUCCAGGUGCAUGAGCAGCAACAGCAGUCAGCUCAGCCGUCACCGAUUGUAGACGACGACACGUCUUGCGGUGUUUGUACGACUGGAGACAUCGUGCCCUUAAUUGAGGCAAUGAUCCUCGACCGACAGACCGCUCAUGAAGAGUCCAAAGUGCCACAGUGGUUAGCCAGCUUUCGGGAUAUGUCUGCAGGCAGCGACCAGUGGAUGUCGUCUCUUGGAAACGAAGAGAAUCUGCCUCUCACUACCGCCAUCGCACCAAGUGUUCAAGGAUCUACCGGGAUCUCCCACACUACCGAACCCCAGUGCGAAAUCGUCGGAGAUGAAGACGCUGUCGAAGCUGCUUGCUCCAGCAGUGACCAGAUAGCAGCAAUUCAGCGUCAGCAUGGCAACCUUGUCUUCAAUGACACUGAUCAGUGGGCCCCGGGUGGUCGACUUUACAACGAACGUCUGGCCAAUCAUCUUGAGCCUAUCUUCAUUGAUGGUGAUGGUCAGACAUACGAGGAUGUGGACGGCUGGUUUGGACGACCUGUCAAAGCAGAUGCGCUGGACAUCCGCUUCCUACUACAGGCUUUGGCGCCGCAUCUUUCCGACGAUCUGAAAGCCGCGAUUGGAGCCCAGUCUCUGGAUACGCUUAUCAAGACUCGAUUAAAAGACGGCGAGAAUGCCCUCCUUCAGGAGCUCGAAUUGCAAUGGCUUCUCAUUUGUCCUGGUACUAUCGUCGCGCCCGGUUCACCCAUCAAGACAUUGCAGGACGUCAAACGCAUCAUCGAGGGGAACCGGAAGAAGUUUACCCCUGCAUGUCACUUUGAUGUACGCCAUUAUGUGGGACUGGAUCACCCUUGCCGACCAUAUCUCACGGAAUAUGAAGAGAUGGCGAUCAACGAAGGCAUCGCAGACUACAACAUGCGUAACUGGAACAUCGACUUCAAACCUUCAUUCAUUCGUGAAGCCACGAAGGGCAAACCAGAGCACGCCUUGCUCGAAAGCUACGAGCGGAUACCCGACUGGAUGGAAGAUAUUGACCAAGGCGACCUACUUGAUCCAAAUGUUUUCCAUGAGUGUCCAUGCGGACAAGUCGCCAUGUCAGCACUCGGCAGUUACCGCGACGAAAAGGAGCACAACUACAAGGAGAUGAAGGGCUUUGAAUCAGCUUUCCCGAUGGAAGUCCUCGACGGUAGCGAACUCCACGAUGCCAUGGCUGGCCUGGUGUUAUUUCGUCAUCUUUCCGAGCAUGCGACACCGCCUCGUUCCCAGGAGAUCGUUCAGAACUGUGAGGUGCACAGGACGAUCACGAACAACAUAUUUGUUCUAGUCGACACAUCAGUUGAAGACAUCAACGAGCGCAUCAGCCAUCCUGGUGGUUUACUUCCUGCUCCAGGAAUGACGUCCUCGUUCUACCCUCCCGGUUUUCAGACUACCAUCGGUUUCUCGGAGAUUCCUUACCGUCUGCUCCCCCCUCGGUGUGAGCACGGUCGCUUGCAUCAACUUGAGUUUACGCCUCAGACGAUGGCGAGCAGGAUGAUGAAUACGAGUCAGAUCGGCUGUACACACUGCUUUCCGCACGGCCACAUCGUUACUCGAUGCCAGGAGUGUCUAGAGCAUUGCUAUGCUCUGGCUGAGCCGCACGGCAUGUGGGGGCAGCUCGAUGCCGCAUAUCAUCCGAUGGUAGACUUUGCUCAAGAGCAACACCAGGGUCACGACUUGGCACAGAAUGUGCAAUCUAGGCGGGCUAAAGCGUUGAUAGCUGGCAAUGCGCGUGCCGCUCCUAUCCCAGCCGGUAUGCCCUUCCUUGUCCCUCUUAUUAGAUCUCCAGCUGACCUCAUACCUGCAGUUCGACAGCAGUAUCACGACUUCCCCAUCAACUCAGAUUUCGAGGCUGCGAUGCAGCGCGCAAACUGGGAAUGA
Alternaria viburni is the source of this 2241-nucleotide messenger RNA. RefSeq lists its product as uncharacterized. The record is from RefSeq and is a predicted model, not a curated record. Lineage: Eukaryota; Fungi; Ascomycota; Dothideomycetes; Pleosporales; Pleosporaceae. The transcript has a single exon. Bases 1 to 2241 code for a protein of 746 amino acids.